Molecule: messenger RNA, 582 nt
Organism: Mollisia scopiformis
Lineage: Eukaryota; Fungi; Ascomycota; Leotiomycetes; Helotiales; Mollisiaceae
Exons: 1
Coding region: 1-582 (193 amino acids)
Source: RefSeq, a predicted model, not a curated record
AUGUGGUCUAUCCACAGCCAAGUGUUCAAGGACGUGCAAGCAAUUCCUCGGCCAAAGCGUCCAGAAAUUGAUCCACUUGUCUCUUUGCGUCACUCGAUGGUGAUGGUACACGAGAUUGUAGAGGUUAUAGCGAGACUGGGGAUGGGGAACGCGGUCUUCGAGCUUCAUAGCGGGCAACAUCGUAAUGGUACUUAUCCAAAUCGUCUUCAUAGCGGCGUUGUUCCUGUCGGUAUUGUUGGAGCCUGUACAACAGGGUCUUGUGGAAGACCCCUUGAAUCAAGACGACUUCUGGAUCAUCUCAGCGCCAAUGGUGUAACGACCGUGGAAGACCACACCAACCAUCUACAAGAGCUUAGGCCUGACGGCGAGCGACAAGCUCUGGUAGAAUACCAGGAAGAGAUCGAAGGGGCACAGGGGGAAGCCAUUUACUGGCGAAACAUGUUCGAGACCAUCACAGCACCUCUCACCAUCUACACACAGGACCAUAAUGAGCUCACCACCAAUGCUCAAAGAUUGGUCGAGGAAGGUAUCGAGCGCAUGACUUUUCAAGGUGCUGGCCAUCAAAACGAACAGUACCAGUAG